This is a messenger RNA of Eufriesea mexicana, 537 nucleotides long. Its product is annotated as neurobeachin. Lineage: Eukaryota; Metazoa; Arthropoda; Insecta; Hymenoptera; Apidae. The coding region runs from base 194 to 364 and encodes 56 amino acids. The record is from RefSeq and is a predicted model, not a curated record. The transcript has 2 exons.
CGUCGCUAGGGUGUUUCGCGUUACCGUACUGGCAGACUCCUCAUAACAGUGCUACUUUCUAACAUGGCAGAUCAAUUUGUGUUGUAUUAUCAUGUGACGGGGAAAAGUUCUCGUUCAUAAGACGGUCUCUGUGUAAACUAUCGUAGAUUUUCCUCGCGAGGAAAACGUGUUGUCAGCUCAAAUCAUCGUUGCGAUGGCGGACAUGAAAAGUCCACCGUUCAGUGACAUUAAACGGCCCGAGGAGGUGGUGGCGAUGGCGAUGAACGACAGCCUGAAAUUCGCCGUGCUGAUCGGGCUGAUCGAAGUGGGACAGGUGUCGAAUCGGGAAGUUGUCAACACCGUGCUUCACCUGGUACGUAUAUGACACAAGGACAAUCACGAAGGGCCUCAGUAGAUGCAAUUCACGUGAAUGUGGUGAGAUGCUGCCGAAGCACGUAACAAAGGCUCGGUUAACGCUCUGUAAACGACCGUAGAAUGCAAAUAAAUCGUUUACCAUAUCACUCUCUUUCACUCUUUCACUGUGUGCUUUCACGAACG